GAAACAAGCAUCAAUUUGAACAAAAUUUCCCCUUGUCGCCCCUUUGAUCUUUUUCCUCCUUUGAAUACAAAAAAAGUCAUCCAUAAAAUUCACUUCUCCCCUUUCCUACUCUUCUCCAUCCUUCUUCUCUGCCUCUCCCCCUCCUGCAAAAAAUGGCUGUAUCAUCACUACUUGUGAUCUUCAGCAGUACUCUUCUCCUUGCAAUCCUAACGUUGGGGUGGAGGAUUCUGAAGUGGGUGUGGCUGAGGCCCAAAUACCUGGAGAGGCGCCUGAGAGAGCAGGGCUGUUCCGGCAACUCCUACCGGCUCUUCUUCGGAGACUUGAAGGACAGCUCCAUGAUGUCGAAGCAAGCAAAGUCUACACCCAUCAAUUUCUCUGAUGAUAUUUCGCCACGUGUCAUCCCCUUCGUCCAUCACACUGUCAAGAAUUAUGGCAAGAAUUGUUUUAUAUGGAUUGGCCCAAAGCCGAGAGUGUAUAUUAUGGAUCCGGAACUAAUAAAAGAUGUUUUCACAAAUAUCGGUGAGUUUCGGAAGCCACGCAUAAACCCACUUUCUAGGUUGCUGUCAUUGGGAGUAGUGGCGUACGAGGGAGAGAAAUGGGCUAAACACAGAAAGAUUAUCAACCCUGCAUUCCGGGUCGAAAAGUUGAAGGCUAUGACACAUGCAUUUUAUCAGAGUUGCAAUGAUAUGAUUAGCCAAUGGGACAGGCUGAUCGGUGAAGAGGGGUCUUGUGAGUUAGAUAUAUGGCCUUCUAUUGAAAAUCUAUCAGGUGAUGCGAUAUCUCGAACAGCAUUUGGAAGUAGCUACACUGAAGGAAAAAGAAUAUUCCAACUCCAAAAAGAACAAGCUGAAUUUGUUGUGAAAGCUGUACAAUCUGUCUACAUUCCAGGAUGGAGGUUUCUACCAACCAAAAUGAACAAGAGAAUGAAGGAAAUCGAUCGAGAAGUACGAACUUUGCUAACGGAAAUCAUUAACAAUCGAGAGAGGGAAAGGAAGGCAGGAAAUGCCCCGAAUGAUGAUUUAUUAGGUAUACUUUUGGAAUCCAAUUCUAGAGAACUUCGAGAAUCUGGAAAUGAAAAGAAAGCUGCAAUGAGUCUUACAGAUGUAAUUGAGGAAUGUAAGCUAUUUUACUUUGCGGGGCAAGAGACAACCUCAGUUUUGCUCGUUUGGACAAUGGUUUUGUUGAGCAAGUAUCCAAAUUGGCAAGUGCGUGCAAGAGAAGAGGUUUUGCAAGUUUUUGGCAAGAACAAACCAGACUUUGAUGGGUUACAUCACCUUAAAGUUGUAACCAUGAUUCUGCAUGAGGUUCUGAGGUUCUACCCGCCAGUAACUAUGCUGAAUCGAGCAGUUAACAAGGACACAAAGCUAGGAAAUUUGAUAAUACCAGCUGGAGCAAUGAUCGGUUUACCAAUAAUCCUUAUCCAACGUGAUUGUGAACUUUGGGGAGACAAUGCAAAUGAGUUUGACCCAGAGAGGUUUUCAGAAGGUGUCUCAAAGGCAACAAAGGGCCAACUAUCAUUUUUCCCAUUUGGAGGGGGUCCUCGGUUGUGCAUUGGACAAAACUUUGCUAUGGUGGAAGCCAAAAUGGCGUUGUCAUUGAUAUUGCAGCACUUCUCAUUUGAAAUUUCCUCAUCCUAUGCUCAUGCUCCUUUCACAAUUAUAACUCUUCAACCUCAAUUUGGUGCUCACAUUGUACUGCACAAACUCUAGCUUGUAUCAAAAUAAGCAACUCUUAAUCUGUAAACCAAGUUUUAUUACUCCUGCUCAUGUACUAUUAUAGCAUUAUCAAAACUAGUUAUAAAGCACGGGUGCUUUUUCAUUGUA
Messenger RNA from Corylus avellana, 1823 nucleotides. RefSeq names its product cytochrome P450 CYP72A219. Gene Ontology annotation, molecular function: iron ion binding; oxidoreductase activity, acting on paired donors, with incorporation or reduction of molecular oxygen; monooxygenase activity. The record is from RefSeq and is a predicted model, not a curated record. NCBI's taxonomy places the organism in Eukaryota, Viridiplantae, Streptophyta, Magnoliopsida, Fagales, Betulaceae.